Molecule: messenger RNA, 4010 nt
Organism: Phlebotomus papatasi
Lineage: Eukaryota; Metazoa; Arthropoda; Insecta; Diptera; Psychodidae
Product: cytosol aminopeptidase-like
Exons: 5
Coding region: 2294-3874 (526 amino acids)
Biological process (GO): proteolysis
Cellular component (GO): cytoplasm
Molecular function (GO): metalloaminopeptidase activity; manganese ion binding
Source: RefSeq, a predicted model, not a curated record
CUUUUUUUUUUUUUUUUUUUUUUUUUUUUUUUUUUUUUGAGUGUUUAUAUUAAGUGCUUUUAUUAAAUCAUUAAUUAAUUAAUUUAUUCAUUUUUUUUUUGUUACACGAUCAAUGCAUCAGCCAGACAUUUUUCUCCAAGUUCAAGUGAGAAGGCAGUCUGCAGGUAAUUAUAGGUAAAUGUUGACCGUUAAGUGAGUGAAGGAUAACAAAAUUUACGAAAAAAAAUAUCAAUAGAAACCCCAAAAAUCCAAUAGAUAGUAGAUAGAAAUUCCUUCAAUAUUAUUUAAUAAAAAUUCUAUAAAUUUUUCUUGAGCCGUGUACAGUACGAAUUAUACAAAUUCGACAACAUCUAAUUAAAACAUCAAUAUUUAAACUUUCAACCCCAAAGAGAAAUCAGGAAGAAAAAAUAUGUUCUUAUCAAUCUUGUAAUAAAAACAAAAUCAUUUAACAAUAAUAAUAAUAAGAAGUAGGGUAAAAUGAGUGUUGGAAAAGUUAAAUUAAUCCACAUUAAUUUCAUAUUUUCUUUUUGAAAUGGUUAUAUCGAUUUAAUAAUAAUUUUCUUAGGAAUUUUUGAGUUUUAUAUCAUUAAAAUUAAAUGAAAAAGAUAAAUUAUUGCUACAUAAAAUAAACAUUCUAUUUUUUUGUCUGCUAUAUCUAAGUGCAUUUUAUGAAAUUAAGCUAGUGUCGUUAUAUAAUAACCAAAAAUUGAUAACACACCAAUUUUAUACCACAAAGCGUGCUUCAUUAUGAAUUGUUCAAAACUAACUAGUUGAUUCAAAUCACUCAAAAUUUAUUAAAAAUAUUAUUCAGAAACUAAUUGUGUAUAAUAAAGUUAAUUAUACAAUUUUAGUUAUCAACACCGUGUAUCUAUUUCAAAUAAAUAUUUAAAUUAAAUUGAUUUUUUUAAUGAAUUAACAAAUUAUAAAUCCACUUAAAUAAUAAAUGCGAAGCAGAUUUCAUGUGGUAUUUCGGGACACUUUUUAGCACUUUCAAGUUUCAAACAGCUUAAUGACUUCUCAAAUAUUUUUUUUUCUUUGUUGAUACAAAUAUUUAUGUUCCUUAUGCUAUCCAGAAUAAGAUUCAUAUUGAAAAAUGUUCAAAAAUGCAUCAUUUUUUAUAUUAAUUAGCAAAAAGUGUAAAGAAGUAACAGUGGUAUAUUUCGGGACAGUUGGGUAUUUCGGAACAGACAAAAGUCGCUAUUAUGCAAAUAAAUUUCACCGAACCUGAUUAUUUACCUUUAAGUAGAAUUUCUAAACUUCACUCUUUCAUAAAAAUUUUGUUUAACUUUCACUUCUAAAGCGGCUUAAAUUGAAAAAAAAAAACUAAGCACUGUUUGUGUUGACAUUUGCAAAAUUUUUCUACACUGAAAGUCUUGUAAAAAGUGAAAUGGGACACUCACAAUUCACGCGUAUUUCACACUUUAAAUUAAAUAAAAUUUCAGAAGUUUUAUGUUUAUCUGAUACGUAAAGAGCUUAAUAUUUCAUAUAGAACUUAAAAAUAAUUAGAAACAAAUAUUUAUAGGAUUUUUGAUGUGUCCCAAAAUACCCAUAUUAUGUCCCGAAAAGCACCUUGUCCAGAAAUACCACAUGUUACCCUACAAGAAAAAUGUACAAUUUUAUUUCGAUAAAAUGUAUAAAUUUAUUAAGCAACAAUGCUUUCAAAAUACAAUUUCGUUUUGAUCAGAUACGGUGUAAUUUUCAGCGGCUACCGCCGUCUUAACGUUGGAGUCCAACCUCUGGAGCAAAACGGUGGGAAGGCUCUUUCUCAGGUCGUAUUCAUAUAUGCCAGUCUUGCAAGAACAUUUUAUUUAUUUAUUUUUAGAUAUAUUUCAAUUUUUGUAGUUUCUUCGACUAUGACUUUUUUCUAAAAUAUUUGAGACAUUUCUAAAGAAAUUAGAAAUCUGAGACACUUCUAAGUCAUUUUGGCUCAAUUUUAAGCAAUAUUGUGUAAAUUUAAAAGACAAAAUAUUAUUAAAAAUAUUUUUUUGGGAAUUUAGAACGUUCUGAACGCGUAAGACAAGACAAGUCCACAGAAAUAGCAGAAAAAUUCAUCAUUUUUUUGGUUUAAAAAAACAGCCUUCAAAUUAUUGAAAUAUUAAAAAAAAAUAGUACUUAAAUAAUUGUAUUACUCAUUUUAGUUUCAUUUUAGAAUAUUCAGAAAGUAAUAAGGAGGUAGAAAUACCUCUCAGCUCUGUUUCUUAUCAAAUUCCCAACUCUCAGUAAGAUCAUCCCAUCGAUCUCAGGACACAUCUGUUCAGUUUUACAUGAAAUUGUUUAAUUUUUUAAAUCCAACAUGAUCCUCUUAAGUCGCCUCCGAUUACUUUCUAGACCGACUUUUCGCGUCUUCAGCUCCUACCCAAGUCAAGCAGAUGCUCCUCUGUCCACUGGAUCUAGCAAAGGACUCGUGGUGGGACUGUAUGAGCAUCCAGAGAAGGAUUACUGCCUCACGGAAUGCGGUGAACAAGCCGAUAGUUUGCUAAAGGGACGCCUGAGGAGUGAAAUUGAGCGCUGUGGGAUGAGAGGAAAGAGUGGCGAGGUGAGGAUGAUCAAUGGGCUCCCUGGAGAUUUCUAUUCAGUGGCAAUUGUGGGUCUUGGACCUCAAGAUGCAUCAUUCAGUGUCCAAGAAUCCCUUGAUACUGGGCUGGAGAAUGUGAGAAUUGCUGCAGCUUUGGGGGCACUUCACCUGAGGGAUGACUACGUGUCGGAGAUCUCCCUGGACCCCAUGGGUCAUCCUGAGGAGGUGGCUGAAGGAGCAACUCUGGCACUUUGGGAAUAUCAGGACAAUCGCCGUUUGGAGGACAGAAUGAAAGCAGUUGCUCUUGAAUGUUACAACUGUCUGGAUGAGGAUGCCUGGACGAGAGGUCUGUUCAAGGCUGAAGCACAGAAUCUGGCUAGGAAACUUGCAGAGGCACCGGCAAAUCAAAUGACUCCGACUGUCUUUGCUCAGGUCGCCACAGACAGCCUCUGUCCAUGUGGAGUGACUCUGGACAUUCGGGGAGCUGAUUGGAUCACAGCUCAAAGGAUGACUGCCUUUAUGGCAGUGGCCAGGAGCUCAUGCGAACCCCCUGCCUUCCUCGAGAUAAACUACUACGGAAGCGACACAGGAGAACGUCCGAUCCUGUUGAUAGGGAGUGGAGUCACCUUCAACAGUGGAGGGUUAUGCCUGAAGCCAGCUAAGGACAUGGAAUUGGAGAGGGCAACAAUGAGUGGAGCUGCAGUGGUAGUCUCAGCUGUUAGAGCUGCAGCCGCUCUUUCCUUGCCCAUUAACAUCCGAGCAGUGAUUCCUCUGUGUGAGAAUAUGCCCUCGGGGAUGUCUUUCAAAGUUGGUGAUGUUUUUCGCUGCUCAAACGGGAAGUCCGUUGCUGUCCAUGAUACAUCCAAUGCCGAAAUUCUCAUCAUGGCAGAUACCUUCUCCUAUGCCACGCAGAUGUACAAACCUCGCCUGGUUGUUGAUGUGGCCACACUGACUACCCAAGGAGCUCUCCUGGGAAGUACAGCCUCAUGUGUCUUCACCAAUUCUAACGCCAUGUGGAAGGAAAUCCAGAAGGCAGGUGCCAUUACAGGAGAUCGUGUCUGGAGGUUCCCAUUAUGGAAAUGCUAUACUCAUCAGGUCACCAACUUCACCAACUUUGACCUUAGCAAUCGAGGCCACGGACAAGGGUACACUUGCCGCCAAGCUGCCUUCCUCAAGGAAUUUGUAGGCGAUACUGAGUGGAUUCAUAUGGAUAUUGGAGAGGCUGGUCUUAUUGCUCAGCACAACUUUGUCCCCUACUAUCGUCAAGGUAAAAUGACUGGACGUCCAACACGUGCCCUCAUACAAUUCCUCUAUCAACUUGCGUGCCCUGAACAAAUCACGGAUUUGAGAGAAUUGUAACAUUCUCCAUAAGACUCUCAGGUUUGAUUCACCAUUGAAUGUUAUAUAACUUAACCGGACAAUUGAGACACGUCUCGCCGAUAAUACUGUAAAUUAUUCAAUGUUCUUUUUUUUCAUAUUACAUGGAGAAACAAAA